This is a messenger RNA of Aspergillus melleus, 1761 nucleotides long. RefSeq names its product Hsp70 family protein. NCBI's taxonomy places the organism in Eukaryota, Fungi, Ascomycota, Eurotiomycetes, Eurotiales, Aspergillaceae. Gene Ontology annotation, molecular function: ATP binding; ATP-dependent protein folding chaperone. The record is from RefSeq and is a predicted model, not a curated record. Bases 1 to 1761 code for a protein of 586 amino acids. The transcript has 12 exons.
AUGGCUAGCGGACCUUCAUACCUUGUUGGUAUCGAUUUUGGUACUACGUAUAGCGGAGUCGCCUGGGCACUUGAGGGGUCUCAGGGGUUUGAUGAGGAGAUCACGGUCCUAUCGACAUGGCAGGAUAAAAGCAAUCGAACCUAUGCAAAAGUCCCGUCUGUGGUCGCUUAUGACGACAACUACAUAAGCUGGGGUUACCAGGUUGACUCUUGCGCCGAGGGCUUUCGAGGAGUCAAGCUACUGCUAGAUGAAGACCAGAAACUUGACUAUGCACCUUCGUUGACCUCGAGAAAGCUGCUGAAGAUAUACAAUACAGAUGCGGUGGGAGUCACUGCAGACUAUUUGGAAUGCCUCGUUGAACAUGCGAAAGAGAUGUUGAAGAAAGACCGCCUGAUGCCUGAGAAAUCUACUCUGAAUUUGCGAUUCAUUCUGACCGUCCCCGCCGUGUGGUCUGACAAGGCCAAAGAUGCGACAAUGAGGGCUGCCAUCCAAGCAGGCAUUUCGCCGGAGGAUCUUUCCCUGAUUUCCGAGCCGGAAGCCGCGGCGUUACAUGCGUUGCGCAAGGUUUUGCCAGGUUCAUUCUCUGAAAAUGACACUUUUAUUGUUUGUGAUGCCGGAGGAGGAACAGUGGACCUCAUUUCAUAUCGGAUCAAGACCCUGGUGCCCCUAGAGAUCGUGGAGGUGACCGAGGGAACAGGUCGUGCUUGUGGAUCCAUGUUCUUAGAUGAACGAUUUGAAGACCUCCUUCGUGGUAGAAUGGGGGCCAAGAAAUAUGACUCGCUGUCGAAUGUAUCCAAGGAUGCGGUGCGGACUUACUGGCAGGAACGAGUGAAGCCCUACUACACAGGAGGGCAGAGGAAGAAGACGAAGGUAUCCAUUGCUUCGAGACUAUUGGGGCUCAACUUGAAUCACUCCGAUACAAGCAUUGAGGAUGAAUACGCCGAAACCGAUAAGUUCAUUCCGAUCGCGGGUGCGCAAGACGAUCCAAGAACUCCGAUUGUAGGAGGGUGCUUUCCGCUGAGCCCUGAUGACCUCGAGAGCAUUUUUGAGCCUAUCGUACGGGACGUCGAACAGCUUGUUGCCGGGCAGGUAGCGAAUAUUAAGCGACUGGGACGCUCGACAAAGGCCAUUGUCCUUGUUGGUGGUUUCGGAUCCUCACACUACCUUUUCCGCCGGUUGCAAGAAGGCAACCCAACAGUGAAGAUUUUGCAGCCAGAAGAUGCCUGGUCUGCAGUUGUCAGAGGUGCUGUGCAUCGCGGAUUACAGGGCAACCAAGUCGAAAGCCGAAUUGCUCGUCAACACUACGGCAUGAUAUCCACCACACCAUGGAAGCAAUCCAUUCAUGGAGAAAUGAAUAAACACUGGGACUAUCUGGAGGAAACCUAUAAAGCCGACAAGAUGUCUUGGUUCAUCAAAAAGUCCUUCCCAAUGUAUGAGGACCAGCCGAUCAGUUUAAACUUCUAUUUUAAGAGACGCGUUGAAGACGCCAGAAGACACUUGCUCCAUAAGGUUACUCUUUACUGCUGCAAUGCAGUGGAGGCGCCAAACGUCGAAGACAACAGUAUCAGAGAGCUAUGUAUCGUGGAGGCGGAUCUUACUAGCAUCCCUAGACGUUUAUUUGUGAAGAAGUGCAACUCAAAGGGGGUCGAGUAUUACGAAAUCCACCUUACACUUGUGCUGAAUCCUGCGUCCGCUGCGCUAAUCUUUGAUCUUCAAUUCAACGGGACCUCUUAUGGAAAGGUUCGAUCCAAGUAUUCUUGA